ACCCUAAGUUUUAAUUUCAUUUUUAUCAUUGUUUGGUUGUGAAUUUGUGAUUAUAGUUGAAUACUUGAAUUAGUUGAGUUGAUUUGUUGUUGGUCAUGAUGUAUUGAUUCAUGUUUUAGGUUUAUUUAGUUUGUAAUUUCUAAUUUCUAAUUUAGAAUUAUAAAUAUGAGUUGAUUUGUAAUUGACUAGUUUGGUUUAAUAAUGUAAUUGAUUUAUGUUUAUUAAUUUAAUUAGGAAAUGUCAAGUGAUUUACAUUAACAAGACAAGGCUAUAAGCAUUUUGGAAUUUUGGACUUAAAAUAUUAAACAAUUUCCGAAUGUUCUAGCAUUUUGGAAUUUGAAAUCGUAUCUAUUAAUUUAUGAUAGUUUGAUUUCUUAUUGUUGAAAUUAGUCCAUUAAAAGUUACUUAGGAGGAUGAAUUGUUGAAUAUACAAUGUAACUGAUUAAGAAUUGAAGCCCCUGCUGUGAAUUGUUUUGUUGUCAAUUGCUUGAGUUCUCUUUGUUAAUCUCUAUUCUAUAUGGGAAGAGAGGGGGACACCAAAAUAAUGAAAGCCUACCUCUAACAAAUUAAGCAUAUUUACAUUAAAUAGAAUACAAAAAAGAGGAAAAGAAAUAAAGAUUUUCAAAUUAGUAAACCUCCCCAUUCCCCAAUAUCAAAUCGUAUUUUUUUCCAUUGUUACUUUUUCCAAAAGCUUGAAGAUUUGCAGAGUUCUCAAACUUCAAGUGGUGUAUAAGUGGUGAUUUUUCCCCGUGUUACCUCAGUCUCUCUCCUGUUUCUUUUGCACUCUGAACUGACGAAUACCACCACCGCACCACCGCUCACGGGUCCACCACAGCACUCCGAAUUUCAAACUCCAAAUUUGGAGAGAAGAAAAUUGAAGUCGAGGUUUGUGGUUUUUUAGAUUUGGGAAUUUUGUUGUGUUGUUGAGUUUUUGAAGGUAGAUGUUAAAUUUUGGUUCUUUUGUUGUUGAAAUGUGGAGGAUACUUGCAUGAGUUUUGGUGAAAAGUCAUGAUUUUUUUUGGCAUGAAUUAGAUCUUCUUUACAAAGAUUAUCAGAUUGAUCAAAGUUCAACAUCACUAUCUACUCGGCUACUGGUGUUAAAAUGAAGCAAGAAGAAGUAAACUGUUGCCAGAUUCAUGAAUGGUAUCCGAAAUUUAAAUCUGUCUCGAUAAAGACGAUUAUCCAUGAACUCCCAGAAUCUUUUAUUCAGUAUUUGGAUGGAGGAUCUGGACCCUUUCUUCUUCCAAUGUCUGUGUCAAAUGAGGACGCCUUGCCUAAUAGGAUUCAUAAACCUGAAGAUGAGGAGGACUAUCAAGUUUCGGAAGGAUCUGAAGACGAAUCAGAGCAACCACCACCACCCCCUUCUUUCCCAGAACUUGAAUUGAAGAUUAAGGACUCCAUAGAAUCCCUCGGUGGUGCUGUUUUUCCCAAGUUAAACUGGAGUUCACCGAAAGAUACUGCCUGGAUCAGCCCCACUGGAACCCUGAAAUGCACUUCAUUUAGUGACAUAGCUCUCUUACUCAAAUCGUCUGAUUCAUUGGUCCAUGAUUUGUGCCAUGCAUAUGACUCAUGCACUGACAAGACUUUGUCAAGACCGCCUCAUUUUUAUCUUGCCCUUCGCAAAUGGUACCCUUCCAUAAGACCUGAGAUGGAGUUCCGUUGCUUUGUUCAUGCUCAGCAACUUGUUGGAAUUUCUCAACGUGAAGUCACUGCUUAUUAUCCCUCUGUGCUGGAAAGGAAAGAUGAGCUUAAAGAUCUUAUCCAUGAUUUUUUCUUUAAUAAUAUUGAAGGGAGAUUUGAUUCUGAAGACUACACAUUUGAUGUUUAUGUCACAAAAGAUAGGAGGGUCAAGUUGAUUGAUUUCAAUCCUUGGGGUGCGUUUACGUUGCCGCUACUGUUUGCUUGGGAGGAGUUGGAGCAAGGAGGAAGGUUAGAGGAAGAUGUUGAAAUCAGAAUAGUGGAAAGCCAGCAUACAGUGCGCCCAGGUCUGAAGACUGCUGUUCCUUAUGAUUAUAUAGAUAUGAACCCUGGGAGCGGUUGGGAUCAAUUUUUAAGGAAUGCAGAUGAGGAGUUGCAGCAUCAGAUGAGGUCUUCAGAAGCAGAAUCGGUUUUGCAGAGUGGCCAUUUGAAUUUUGAUGGAGGCUUUGAGACUUUCUAGUUAUAUGAGGAUUGAUGAGUAUGAAGCCGGACUGAAUUACUUUGAUGAGUGUUCUGAGAGCUUGUGCUCACCUUGAUUAUCCGGAACAAGGAAAACCUUUCAUGGUUGUGUCCUUUAAAUGAGGCUUGAAUGAUUCAAUCAGAAAAAGAUUUGCAGAUUUUUCACUUACUGCUAUGUAUGCAAAAUGUGGGCAAGCGAGCCGAUGCUAUGACUUCAGGAUAUGCUAAGAAUGACUAUGCUGCAGAAGCAGUAGAGCUGUUCAAAAUAUUGGCGACGAAGAAGGAUAUAAAGCCAGACUCUAUUACUUUCAGGGCUACUACUCUAGCCAGACUAUCAAAGUCGUUGAAUGAUUAUGUUACUAGAAGUGAAUAAUGGUAUCAUGUAUUUGUCAAAACAACACUUGAUAGAUUUUACAAAUGUGGAAGUCUUAAAUUAGCGAGGCGAGUUUUCAAUAGGAUUCAUGAUAAUAAUGAUGUUUUUUGGAGUGCCAUGAUUGUGGGAUAUAAAUUACAUGAUUGUGGCCAAUAAGCUAUUGAUCUUUUU
Molecule: messenger RNA, 2701 nt
Organism: Beta vulgaris subsp. vulgaris (sugar beet)
Lineage: Eukaryota; Viridiplantae; Streptophyta; Magnoliopsida; Caryophyllales; Amaranthaceae
Exons: 3
Coding region: 1103-2158 (351 amino acids)
Cellular component (GO): cytoplasm
Source: RefSeq, a predicted model, not a curated record